AUUUUAUUUUUAUUUUUAUUCUGCCCUGGCAAUGUUUUAAGUCCAUAACUAGUACUAUUAAUUCUGUGUUUACCGCAAAUACUCUUCGAACAGCAUUUAUUCAUACUGGGAUGGGUUGCUGUUGUUACUUCUGUUUUGUGAUCGUCUCUCUCGUUUGUCUGGCUUUGGUUCGGUAUUACUUUUUUGGCUCUUUUUUGUCAUGUUACUAUGCGUAAAACUCCUCUCACUACUGCUUUGCCUUGCUUGUCAAAGCGCUUUGUAAACUCUGUUUUUACAAGGUGCUACAUAAAUAAAGUUAUUAUUAUUAUGUCGCAAUGCACCCUGACGUUCUCAUGCAGCACAAGCCCAGCCCUCCAGCCCGAGAGUGAAAGUGAGCGCGGCACGGCGGCUGCUCUCUGACUACCUGCUGACACAGACUACAGUGCUGUGUUUGGCGUGUCAGGUGUCAGGAGUGAUCCUGGAUCCUGGAUCCUGGAGUUGUUUUUCUACACACACGGCAGAGUCAGAGAGGAAGGAUGGACACGCGGUGCAGCUGGGACACGAGGAGGAAUUGACCGCAUUGGGUUGGAGCGACUAAGACAAGACUUAAUAGUGUGUGAAGAAUGAACAGCAACCAGCAGGAAACAUCAGCAGACUUACAGGAGACAGAGUUUGGAGGUCCUACUCUGUCCACACAGAGGAGGAUCAUCCACUUCUCCAGCGGUGAAACUCUGGAGGAGAACAGCAGUGAGGAGGAGGAGGAGGAGGAGGAGGAGGAGGAGGCAUCAUCACGUAGAGCUCCUUUCAGUGACGCUGCACAGAGGACCAGGUUGACAUUCAGGAAUGUGGUGCUUCUGGUUGGGAGGAUCUCUCUGCUGACAUGUGAUCUCCUUGGAGAGAGACUCGCCGGAGUGCUGGGACUGAAUGCAGCCAAAUACCAGUACGCUAUAGACCAGCAUCAUCGGGACCAGAAGAAAAAAAGCAGCAAAGCCACCACGAACCUGAUGGAGGGACAGGCAGAGACGAUCCAUCUGUCCCCUGGACGGGAUGCCGGUCAAUAUGGAGCGACAGGAGAUGUGAGACGCCCUGCUGAUUCCCAGGGGAGCUGUGGAGACAGACACAUGGACAGAGGAGAAGGACGUCAAAACAGAGCCUAUCAGGCAGAUGAGGUUACAGAGGUGUAUGAGAAUGGCGAGGAUGAGAACCCAAUCCUAAACCUGGGAUCAGACGCCAACCUGAUUGAAGGAGAUAUUUUAAUUCCACAAGGAAAGAAUGCCCUGAUUGACAAAAGAUACAGAUGGAAAUUUCCAAUUCCUUACAUUCUGGGUGAUGAUUUGGAUCUUAAUGCCAAGGGCUGCGUCCACCAGGCUUUUGAAAUGUAUCGGCUGAAGUCUUGUGUUGACUUCAAGCCUUAUGAGGGAGAGCAGACAUUCAUCAAGUUUGAAAAAAGAGGAGGGUGUUUCUCCAGCGUUGGUGACCAACAGAACGGCCAGAUACUGUCUCUUGGCUCAGGUUGUGACCACAAGGCAGUGAUUGAGCAUGAGCUACUCCACGCCCUGGGAUUUUACCAUGAACAGUCCCGCACAGACAGGGAUGACUAUGUGGACAUCUGGCUGGAUCAGGUUAUACCAGGACUUGAACACAACUUCAACAAAUACGAAGAUGACUACAUCACCGAUCAAAACACGGCAUACGACUAUGAGUCUGUCAUGCAUUACAGGCCCUUCUCAUUCAAUAAGAAUGAAUCUGCCCCUACUAUUACCACCAAAAUCCCAGAGUUCUACAACAUCAUUGGUCAGUAUCUGGACUUCAGCGAGAUGGACACCCUCAGGCUCAAUCGAAUGUACAACUGCUCCCAUCCCCUCACCCUACUGGACCAGUGUGCCUUUGAAAAAGCCAGCAUCUGCGGGAUGAUCCAAUCCUCCACUGAUGAUGCCAACUGGGUCCAUACCAAGGGCAAUGAGGGUGCAGAGGAUCACACACUCAUAGGAAGAUGCAAAGAUGCUGGCUUCUUCAUGCACUUCAGUACCAUGACUGGAAGGCCUCAGGAGUCUGCUCUGCUGGAGUCCAGGACCCUUUACCCCAAGAGGAAGCUCCAGUGUCUGCAGUUCUUUUACAAGAUGACCGGAAGCCUUAAAGACAGGCUGGUGAUCUGGGUCAAGAUGGAUGACGGCACAGGCACCGUUCGCAGAAUGAAGAAAAUACACAGCUUUUAUGCCGAUUCGGACCACAAAUGGAAGAUUGCCCAUGUCCCGUUGGAGGUAGGGGUAAAAUUCCGAUAUGCUUUCCAAGCUGUGCGUGGUGAUCCUUCUGCAUCCAUCGGUGGCAUCCACAUCGACGAUGUCAGCCUGACCGAGACACGCUGCCCAAAUGCCGUGUGGACGAUCCGCAACUUCUCCAAGAUCAUGGAAACAGCUGACCACAAUACAUUCAUUGACAGCCCUCGUUUCUAUAGCCCUGAAGGCUACGCUUAUGGUGUCCGUGUCAGGCCACUGUCAACUUACAGUGAUUACACUGGGGACUACACUGGACUGUACUUCUUCCUGUAUAACGGGGACAAUGAUAUGGUCAUGCAGUGGCCAGCGGUUAACAGACAGGCCACCUUGGUUGUGAUGGACCAGGACCCAGACAUUAAGCUGAGGAUGUCUACCGCUCGGAGUCUCACGACUGAUUUGAAAAAGACACCAGAUGGAAAGUAUUUGUGGGACAAUCCCUCCAAGGUGGGGACAUUUGACCCUUCCUGUAACUGCUACAAAAGUGAAUCUUGGGGCUGGAGGAACUUUGUGAAGCACUUUGACCUCAGGCGACGCAAUUACCUCAAGAACGAUGACCUCAUCAUCUUUAUCGACUUUGAGGAUAUAACAUCACUGAUCAAAACGGAGGUUCCCAUUGAACCAAAAGAGUGAGGUCACACAGGAUUUUAUCAUUAAUGUUUGAUGCAACAUAUGCAGCUGGGACGACAAGAACAACCUGUGAAAAUGUAGAAAAGAUGGAAGAUUAC
Molecule: messenger RNA, 2980 nt
Organism: Plectropomus leopardus (leopard coralgrouper)
Lineage: Eukaryota; Metazoa; Chordata; Actinopteri; Perciformes; Serranidae
Source: RefSeq, a predicted model, not a curated record